AUUGCUCGUUACCGUGUCUGGAUAUUUGAAGACUAACAGGUCAUUCAUAGACACAUCCAGUGAGAUCGAGGCAGGAGCACAGACAACCUCAGGUUUGAUUAAUUAAUCCACGGACUCCGUGUUCUGUGCACCAUGUCUGAGUACAGCCCACUCUCUGCCUCGCUGUGGACUUCUAUUCUGUGCUCGGCUUUCAGCGUGUGGACUCUGGCUGGAGGUGAGGUUGUGGUGAUUGGUUCAAAUCUUCCAAUCAUUGCUGCUCCGGGUGAUGAUGUCAUCCUGCCGUGUCACCUGGAGCCCAUGUUCGAUGUCCAGGGUCUGACGGUGGAGUGGUCCAAACCCGACCUGAAGCCCGACCCGUCGGACCGGCUGAGCCGAGUGAAGUACGUUCACCUGUACAGGGACAGGAAGGAGGUCCCCGACAUGAAGAUGGCCUCGUACUUCAGGAGGACGGAGCUGUUCAUGGACGACAUGAAACACGGGAACAUUUCACUGAAGAUCCUGAACGUGUCGGAGGAAGACAACGGCAGAUACAGAUGUUUCAUCCCCAAGCUGCAGAGCAGAGUGAAAGCUGCUGUUGUUGAACUUGUAGUCGAUCCAAACCACGUUAAAACCUCAACGGCAGAGACUUCGCUCCAAACGCAAGAUCAUCAGGACAAAACUCUAAGAAACGGGUCUCCUUGGUCAUUAUUGUCAUCGCCUUCAUGUCCGUUGCUGCUGUCGCUGCUUUCUUUGCAUAAUUCUAUUAGUGCAUUUUUUUAGACAUUAAAAGUAAGAAACAAACACAAA
Pundamilia nyererei is the source of this 786-nucleotide messenger RNA. RefSeq names its product myelin-oligodendrocyte glycoprotein-like. The coding region runs from base 133 to 759 and encodes 208 amino acids. Gene Ontology annotation, cellular component: external side of plasma membrane. The record is from RefSeq and is a predicted model, not a curated record. Lineage: Eukaryota; Metazoa; Chordata; Actinopteri; Cichliformes; Cichlidae. Gene Ontology annotation, molecular function: signaling receptor binding. Gene Ontology annotation, biological process: regulation of cytokine production; T cell receptor signaling pathway. The transcript is spliced from 4 exons.